UGGCGCUCAGAGCCCGAGUCCGCGGGAAGAUGGCGGCGCCGCUCUUGCCGCUCUCCCAACAGAUUCCCACUGGAAAUCCAUUAUAUGAAUCUUACUACAAGCAGGUAGACCCAGCAUACACAGGACGAGUUGGGGCAAGUGAAGCUGCGCUGUUUCUAAAGAAGUCUGGGCUCUCAGACAUUAUCCUUGGGAAGAUAUGGGACUUGGCCGACCCAGAAGGUAAAGGGUUCUUGGACAAACAGGGUUUCUAUGUUGCACUGAGACUAGUGGCCUGUGCACAGAGUGGUCACGAAGUUACCUUGAGCAAUCUGAAUUUGAACAUGCCACCACCUAAAUUUUGGAAUGUUCCUCUUUCUUCUCAGCACGACACCAGCAGCCCUUUGAUGGUCACGCCACCUUCCGCAGAGGCCCAUUGGGCUGUGAGGGUGGAAGAAAAGGCAAAAUUUGACGGGAUUUUUGAAAGCCUCCUACCCAUCAAUGGCCUGCUCUCCGGAGACAAAGUCAAGCCAGUGCUCAUGAACUCAAAGCUGCCUCUUGAUGUCCUGGGCAGGGUCUGGGACCUUAGUGACAUCGACAAGGACGGGCACCUGGACAGAGAUGAGUUUGCUGUGGCGAUGCAUUUGGUGUACCGAGCUCUUGAGAAGGAGCCCGUGCCCUCUACCUUGCCCCCGUCCCUCAUCCCCCCCUCCAAGAGAAAGAAGACAGUGUUCCCGGGUGCCGUGCCCGUCCUGCCCGCCAGCCCUCCGCCGAAAGACAGCCUCCGCUCCACGCCGUCCCACGGCAGUGUCAGCAGCCUGAACAGCACGGGAAGCUUGUCCCCCAAGCACGGUGUCAAGCAAACACAGCCAAUAGUGAACUGGGUGGUGCCGGUAGCAGACAAGAUGCGAUUUGACGAGAUAUUCCUGAAAACCGACCUGGACCUGGACGGCUAUGUGAGUGGCCAGGAGGUGAAGGAGAUCUUCAUGCACUCGGGCCUCACCCAGAACCUUCUAGCACACAUAUGGGCCCUGGCCGAUACGAGGCAAACGGGGAAGUUAAGCAAAGACCAAUUCGCGUUAGCUAUGUAUUUCAUUCAGCAGAAGGUCAGUAAAGGCAUCGACCCUCCUCAAGUCCUCUCACCGGACAUGGUCCCGCCCUCAGAGAGAGGCACCCCCAUCCCGGACAGUUCAAGUUCUCUUGCAUCAGGGGAGUUUACUGGUGUGAAGGAACUUGAUGACAUCAGUCAAGAGAUUGCCCAGUUACAGAGGGAGAAAUACUCACUGGAACAAGACAUUAGAGAAAAGGAAGAGGCCAUCAGACAGAAAACCAACGAGGUACAGGAAUUACAAAAUGAUUUAGACCGGGAAACAAGCAGUUUGCAAGAGCUAGAAGCUCAGAAGCAGGAUGCCCAAGAUCGCCUGGAUGAAAUGGACCAGCAGAAGGCCAAGCUCCGGGACAUGCUAAGUGACGUCAGGCAGAAGUGCCAGGACGAGACUCAGAUGAUUUCAUCAUUGAAGACCCAGAUCCAGUCUCAGGAAUCCGACCUUAAGUCCCAGGAAGACGACCUGAACCGGGCCAAAUCUGAGCUGAACCGGCUGCAGCAGGAAGAGACCCAGCUGGAGCAGAGCAUUCAGGCUGGGAAAGUGCAGCUGGAAACUAUCAUCAAGUCCCUGAAAUCCACCCAAGACGAAAUCAACCAGGCAAGAAGCAAACUUUCCCAGCUGCACGAAAGCUACCAGGAUGCCCACAGGAGCCUGGAGCAGGGCAACGAGGCGCUCGAUGGGGCCCGUGGUGCCAGCCUGACCAGCCUAGCCGAGCUGAGCGAGAGCGCCUCCCUGACAGAGAGGGGCGGUUUUGGAGCCAUGGACGAUCCUUUCAAAAAUAAAGCCUUGUUAUUUAGCAACAACACGCAAGAAUUGCAUCCGGAUCCUUUCCAGACAGAAGACCCCUUCAAAUCCGACCCAUUUAAAGGAGCUGAUCCCUUCAAAGGUGAUCCAUUCCAGAAUGACCCCUUUGCAGAACAGCAGACAGCUUCAAUAGAUCCAUUUGGAGGGGAUCCUUUCAAAGAAAGUGACCCAUUCCGUGGCUCUGCCCCCGACGACUUCUUUAAGAAACAGACAAAGAACGACCCGUUUACCUCAGACCCAUUCACGAAAAAUGCUUCCUUACCCUCAAAGCUUGACCCCUUUGAAUCCAGUGAUCCUUUUUCAUCCUCCAGCGUCUCUUCAAGAGGAUCAGGUCCCUUUGGAACCCUAGACCCCUUUGGAACUGGGUCCUUCAACAGUGCUGAGGGCUUUGCUGACUUCAGCCAGAUGUCCAAGCCCCCAACUUCUGGCCCUUUCACCUCCUCCUUUGGAGGGGCAGGAUUCUCAGAUGACCCCUUUAAAAGUAAACAGGACACUCCCGCUCUGCCUCCGAAGAAACCUGCUCCUCCACGGCCUAAACCACCCAGUGAAAACGUAAAGUCCAACAGUUUGAAAAUGAGGGAAUGGAAUGUGCUUUUCUGUUCUUCUCGCUGACCCGCCUUUUCCCGCUUGGAGAUGCCACGUGGCCAGUGCACAGCGGUGGCUGCCUUUUCCUGGGAAUGCCGUGUGAUCGCACUCCAGGACCUCCCUGACACGUGGGGGCAGCUGCGAUCCUGGCGUGGCUGAUGGGUGGAGGUGAGGUGGGGACCCUGCUUCCAGGGCCCUGUGGCUCUGGCAGUCCAGCUGUGAUCCCAUGGAGAUAGGCAGAGUGGACGAUGCAGACCAUCCGGUGAUAACGGUUUUUCUCCCAGACCAAACACACAGCUUCACACCUGCACUCGCAGAAACCGAGAUGAAGGAUGAGCUCUUCCAUAAACUUGCUGCUCUGCGUGUGAAAUGGGUCUGACGUCACCACACUCUCAGCUGGGGCUUGUCUGUCCAAGGGGACCCUGAGGUUUCUAGAAUGCUGCCAGGCCUCCACGCCUGGAGUUGGCUCUGACCUGUGAGGCUGAGACAGGUGAAUCUGAUGCUGAUUCCCUCUGGCUGCUGGGACGCCCAUCCUGCUAGAGUCCAAGGAGGCUGCUGGAUCAGGCUGGUUUCUAGACGUUGGACAAGGGCCUGAGUUCACAUUCUGGCCCUGCCGCUGUCUCCCUGAGGGGUUCAGGGCAAGUGUCUUACCCUCACCAAGCCUCAGUUUCCCCGCCUGAGCAUGGGACCAGCUCUGGCCUAGCAGAUGGCCAUGUGGGUCAAGUCCCUCACGCAGCGAUUACCUGUGAUGUGACGUGCGUGUGGUGAACCCCCAGCCUGCCCCCGGAGUAUGGGACCAGGACGCAGGUCCUCCUUCUGUAGGUCCUUUCCUGGGGACAGACAGAGGCUGGGCCGGGGGCAGCCCUGUGCGUGCAGGGAGUUACCAAGGGAGACUUGUUCCCCACGAGACUGCAAGUUACAGAAAUCUUUGCAGUUGAGAGAAGUCAGAGUGUGGGUAGUGGAACUUCAAAGAGGGCUCCAGGGUCCUCUCAGCAAAAUGCAGCCAUUGUUGCUUGUGUGGGACCAAGCGCACGUUCAGGUCUGAGGCACACGUAGUUUUCUGGGUGCCGUCUCUCGUGCAUGAGAGGCUACUGUUUUCACAUUCUGUGGGAGCUGUUUGUUUUUAAAAGCUUGACUGAGUUUUAAUUGACAUGCAAUAAACACAUGUAUUUAAGCGUCAGCCUAUGCGGUCACAGUGGGGACCCCUCCACCUGAGAGCCUCGCCGAGGUUCCCCUGCAAGAGUUCUGGUGUCGCAUGGGUGUGACAGGAGCAGCCCACGGCUGGCCACCUGCUCUCAAGGCCACAACUCCAUUCUCUCUCACCCCAAGCCAGGAAGCGUGCCCUCAGGGACCGGCAGUAGUCACCCUCUGGAGCACGCACAGGGCUUCGGCACUGAGUUCUUUGUGCCUGGAGGUCUUUUCUAGAAAGGUCUGUCAAGGUAUUCAAUAACCAGCAGGUGUCUGUUUGGGGUAGAGAGAACUGGUUUCUUCCAGGCAGAUGCAAAACAGAGCCUGCCAGCAGCCGCUGAAACCUGUCAGUUAAAGUUAGCGCACACCUCCCCCAGGUAAACAAUGGUGUAUUUUCUGCAACGGACGGAGAUCUGGAUCAGUCAGGCUCACCGCUGUAGAGUUUCUAGGUAAAAGUUGUUGAUUUGCAAAGAGAGAAACAGAUUUUUUUUAAGUACAGGAAAUGGCUGUGUGGGUGUCAGUGAUUGGGCCUUGCGCCCCGCGGCGACAGAUAGCGGGAUCCUGCGCCCGGCCCCGCCCUUGCCACUUCCUGCCGGUGCAGCCCUGCGUUGCGGUUCCUGCAGCCCCGGGUGACACCAGCUAGCGCGCCUUCACCGCUAACCAGCCACUCACCUUUAACCUCUCCCCAAUUUAAUUACCCUUUUAUUAUUGCUAACGACCUCUUCACCUCCAGAAUAAAGCCACGCACACACUUACUGUGUCUUUUUGAUCCUCUUUCCCCUCCCACGAUUCUUCCAGUGAACACAGGACAACGAGAUACCAUUUUACCUGUCCUGUUCCAUUCAAAUGAUUCUCAAAAAAAAGAAAAAUGUUUCUCCCCUAGAACACGAGUCCCCUCCCACACCUGUGUGCGGGCUCCUUGUGGGCUGACUGGCUGGGAUUCUUUCUUUUGGGCGGUUUUCUGCUUGCUGCCCACCCGGGGCCAGACCGCUUGCUCGGCGGUCACCUUGACCCUCCUGGGGUGCUGCCACAUGAGCACGGUCAGAGAGGAAGCUGCACCUUCCUAACCGGCGUCAGCCCACGUGCUCUUGGCUCUCCGCGUGCUCUGAAAUGCCAGGCCAAGGGUGACACCAGGGUGGUUGUCCUGGGCCCGCGUGGGUCCUGACCUCUUGUUUAUUGCACAAGAUCCACUUUUAAAAUGGCUUCUCCAGUCGAGCCGUGUGGUUAGCACCUUAGCCUUGAACUUAACUACUUUAAUUCCGUUCCCACGAUGAUUUCAAAGAGAUAAUUCAGUGGGUACAUGUGAAGUUCUAGAAUGGGACAAAAGUGGUUCACUGCCAGCUUGAGAAGCCUGGAAAAUUGCGGCACUUGCCGGCCAGCCAGGGUCGGGGUGCUCCAGGGGAGCCUCUGAUGCCCAGCCUGGGGGAGCCUCCUUUCCUGUCCUCCAGCCCAGCCAGGGCUGGGCGUGACCCCUAACGACGAGUGCUUGAGAGCCAGCAGGCCCUGUCCCCGGCAGAGGGAGAAAUGAGAUUUUCUUCUCAACCCCUUACAUGUAAAAUGCCUGGAGACGGAUUGUUCUUUGGUGAAUUUCUGUUCUGCAAAGUCGGCUGAGUUUGAAAAUAGAAGCAUUUGCCUAUCUCAGCACACACCCACCCUCCUGCGCCCAGAAGGGCGGAUUGAGUGGGAGGUGAGUGACACGGUUGUCACCUGUUCAGUGGGGUGCAAAUGCCCAGGAUUGGGGUCCUGGAGUAGAGGAGUCAGCACUCAGCCAGCUGGAGUCCUGGGGGCCCAUGGGGCCUUGGGGUGGGAUGCAGACCCAGAGAGCCCAGAAUCCCCUCUCCUGCAUCUCAGCGUGGGUGUUAACAGACAGGAGCCAUCACCUGACCCCAGCCCCUCCCUGCCGGACAGGCCUUCCUCAGCCCCUUAGUCCCACUACAGCAGGGUGAGGGGGCCCAGGCAGAUGCUCCCUGGGAGGUCCCUGCUUUUCCGACAGGAUGAGUACGGUCCCUCAUCUCCUCAUUUCUCACAUUCGAAGCACUGAGUCACCCACUCCCUCCACCAUUGUCAACUGAAAAACAGCACAGUGUGAUUGAUGGGGGUCUGACCAUGAGGAGAGUGAGAGUAGGGGGGUCCCCGCGCUGCUGCAGGCUCUCCUGACUCCUUCCCAGCUGACCCCACCACAGGAGGGAGCGCCUGGUGGGCUCUGCACCUUCCGCUCCAGUGCACCCGCCGUGUGGUAUCCUGGUGACUUUGUUACCUGUGGGCACAGUGCCUCUCUGCCCUCGCAGAGGUGGUGGUGUGGCAGCAUUGGCGCUCCUCUGGAGGGAGGAACAAAGGCUGGGCCACUGCCACUUUGUGGUGCAGACACAGGGCUCCCCCCACCUGGCUGCUGCAUAACCAGCAUCUCCCUGUCCCCCAAGGCACCGAGCCCCUCGGAGGGGCUGGGGCAGACUAGUACACAGGCUGCUCCAACUGUCAAAGGCGCAGAUCAAAGAACAAAUGUGAUUUGUCAAAAAGCAGAAUGAUGAGACCUACAGUCUGCUUCAUUUUUGUUGUGAAGACUGAUUCGUGAUUGCAGAUUGAUUUGUGAGCCACGUACCCGCGCCCCUUUUUUGCUCCAGAGCUAACGUAGCCCCGUCAGGUUUCUUAUACAUGUCAUAGGAGACUUUUGUGGAAACCUCUUGAAAAUUGUAUUUCUCACUCCAAAAGAUGUUUGUCUUUUGAGGACCCGAAAAGUGUGACUACUUUUCUCCUUUUUCUUCUGACGGUGGGAUGACCCCACAUCCAUGAGACUCGUCACCCAGUGCGAUUUCCAUGACCUUUGACCACCCCAGACACCUCUCAGGGGAUGAAAAACACAUCAGUUGUGGGGGUGCUUGGUGGAUAAUAGUAAAUAUUUGUUCAGCUUUUCUCAACAAUUCAGAAACAAACCUCAUCCUGUUCCCUUCAAUACAUUAAGCAGAUUUUCUUAAAAUUCGGUAAAUAUUUUUAGUGGAAAAUCUCAACGCUGUGAUGGUGGGACCUCAGAUUUUAUCUGCCAGGGCUGUGCUGCUUGGCGCGCUUUGAUCUGCCGGGUUUGCCUUCUCCCGUGUGCAUCAGCGAGGCAAGCAGGGCUGCUGUCUGCAGGACUCCUCACCUGCAAGCCGAGGAGAUCGUCCUGUGGGUCACAGUUUGGGAAAUUAGCCUUCCUCACUCGUCUUCACUGUCCCACUGUAGGUGGGAGCCAGAGGAAAACAUUGAUGUGUGUGGGUAAAAAGUUCCCAAGUGAUUGUGAAUUUGAAAGAUUGUGCUCUGGAUAGCCUGUUUUCUCCCUUUCUCCCCACUCCUCCAAUUAACCUUUUUUGCUGGGGUUGUGGGGUGGGAAGGGAGGAGCCAAGGUAGCAAGGAAUGCCCCCUCCCCAGCCACAGCUCUGCCAUGUGCCGUGACUCUCAGAAGCCUGACAGUUCUGUGGGUGUCCCGUGUCGUGUGGGAUGAGUGACAGUUGUGUGGGUGUCCCGUGUUGUGUGGGAUGAGUGACAAUUGUGUGGGUGUCCCGUGUCGUGUGGGAUGAGUGACAGUUGUGUAGGAGUCCCGUGUCGUGUGGGUUGAGUGAGAGUUGUGUGAGCGUCCCGUGUCGUGUGGGAUGAGUGACAGUUGUGUGGGUGUCCCGUGUCGUGUGGGAUGAGUGACAGUUGUGUAGGAGUCCCGUGUCGUGUGGGUUGAGUGAGAGUUGUGUGAGCGUCCCGUGUCGUGUGGGAUGAGUGACAGUUGUGUGGGUGUCCCGUGUCGUGUGGGAUGAGUGACAGUUGUGUGGGUGUCCCGUGUCGUGUGGGAUGAGUGACAGUUGUGUGAGGGUCCCGUGUCGUGUGGGAUGUGACAGUUGUGUGGGUGUCCCGUGUUGUGUGAUGUGAGUGACAGCUGUGUGGGUGUCCUGUGUUAGGGUAAAUGGCAGUUGUGUGGACGUCCUGUAUUGUGUAGGGUAAUGGCUGAGGUGGGGCAGCUAUCCUGACCACAAACCUUUGUUUUUUAUUGUUUUGUUUUGUUGUUUUUGUAUUUCUCUCUCAUUUCCAGCCCUGCAUCUUCCAACUCUAGCCCUGAAUUUUGUAAGUAGAACCCACCCAGUGUCCGGUUGGGGUGAACACACACUCAUACUCAUGUGUAUUUCUGAUAUUUUUAUGCAUCAGAUUUUUGAGACCCUAAAUCACCCCAGAGCUCUUACUCUCCUCCUGAGAAAAGAAUUUCAAACAAGAGAAUCUACCUCCCUGCUGAGUUUUCAGUGUGCACAUUUUUUGUGGUUUGGGGGUGUGUCUGCAUUCCAUUAUUCCUUCCAGUCUCGGCUCUCAGGGACCCUCGCCCAGAGGAGUUUCCUGAAGAGUGUGUUGGGAGAGACAGAUGUGGAGCUGUGCUGCCAGCCGCUUGUGCAGGUGUGCUACACGGCCCUGGUCCCGGCCACGUCCCCAUCCCAGUGCAGGGCAUGGGGGGCGCACGGCCUCGACAAGUGCACAAAUAGGAGCAUUAAAGAAAUUUCUACCAGGGUGGAGCCGGCCACCGAGUCUUUUUUUUAACAGCACACACUGUGGUAAACCAUCGGGUUCAUAUUGUUUUUGCUAAAGGCAGCCCUGUGUGCGGUUUCGGUGCACCGCUUGGGUAACUGUUGAAACUGCUGCGGUUUGAAAUCAGCCCUAUUUUGCCUUUUCUUCAAUCUUGCAUUCCUCUCCCCCAUUAAUGAAGAGCCUCUGAGUGCUGGGGAAUCACGGGCCGCCAGCCCCCCGGGGUCUUCAUAUAGUCUGUCCUCAGUCACCACCUUCCGCUGUGCUGGGGCGUCUGGUGGGCCCCACACAGACAUCUAGGAAUGACGAUACGGAGCCGUGUGCCAGGUAGCAUCCUGGUUAGCUUUUAUACCAGUUCUUUUUAUUUUUUUAAUGGUUUGUGUUCCCUUCUCUGAAACACACCUCCGGACCUUUCCUUACAGUGCCGUGAAAAAGCAUAAAACUGCGCUGAAUUUCCUCAGAGGCAUGGAGGCAGGUUAAAGUUACUUUGUCACGUUUAAGAUAAGCUACACCUCAGAAAAUCGGAAAAAGCGAUUAAGGAGUUAGCAGAAGUGGUUACAUAAAAGCAGGAACUACACCCAGAAUGUUUUAAAAGUGUAGCUGCUAAAAAUAAAUGAGGGCACGGAGUGGGAAGUUUGGACGGAGGGCGGUCAUGGUGUGUGUCUCUGCGGAGAACCGCCUGGUCGUGAGCAUGGUGUCGAGCCGGACUGGGAACACCGCCGAAUUUGCACGUGUCAGGUCCAAUAAUUCAGCCUCUAUGCCCAAGCACAAAAACAGACAACCGAGAAAUAACCGUUUUUUUUUUUUCCCCUCUGAAAACAAGAGCAGUUGACGUGCCCUGGUUUCGUAUUAACACAGUCAUGAUUUCUAAAUAACAACGGUUUCGGCAACAGAGCAAAACCGGGCCCUGGCAAUUCUUGAUGUGAACGAUGCUUUCCAUCUUCCCCAUCAUCUCUUUGCUUGUCAGAAACCUCAGCUGGAAAUUCUAGCCAGCUGGAUUCUUAACUGCCCCCCACAAAGCAAUUUUUUUAAAAUCCCGCAAACCAGGAGAGGAUGGUGUUCUUAAUUGAGAAUAAGAGAAAGAUCCCAGAAGUGGGUGAUCUGUUUGAACGUUUGGACCAUCGUGCUUGCUCUCAGGGCCUGGCUGGGGUCGGCCGACCCCUUCAUCCCUGCUCAGGUGUCUGCCCUUUGUGACCAGACCCUGCAAGAAAUGCCCCAAGAAAUCAAGCAGGACUACCCUGCACUUGCCACCAGAGCCAGGGGCUGCGCCGUGCCCUGGGCUUUUCAGCCUGUCCCCGCAGCUCUUUUCCCUGUAUUAGGAUUUUGCUGUUUGGUCCAUCGUCGUUUUAGUUUUUGAUGAAAAAUCAGCCCGAGAGCGCACCAGUGAAAAUAUUCACUCUUUCUUGCAAAAGAGGGAAGCCAUUUGCCUUUAAUUCUUCCUACCUCACUAGAGGGGCUCCCCUAAAGGGCCUGUAUGGCUGCGCUGACCCACGAGGACCCCUGUGGGUGCUGAGCCCUGCCCACAUGCAGCUGACCCUCAGGUGUGCUGCAAGCUAGACCAGGACAGUUGGGUGCCGUGGGAGGUGGACGAGGCAGGGGGCAGCCAGCAAGGGUGGAGUAAGCCCUGGGGGAGUGUCUUCCAGGGGAGGGCGAGGCUGUGCCAAUGCAGGGAGAGACUGGCCAGGUUGGUCAGCACAGGACGGUCAGCAUGAGGGAAGUGGCUAUGGAAAGGAGACCAGGGGAUGGCCAGGCUGUGAGGACCAUGCACGCUGAGCCCAGUGUUCCUUCCCUGUGCAACCUGAGCCUGCAUCCCCAUCCCUCAGGACACUGGCCCCCAGGGCGCCCCUGCCCGUGCCCUUGGGGGCCCUCGCACACACCAGCUGGGUGCACACAUGAGGGCCGGUCUCCCUGGGCCUGGAAAAGGCUGCAGGUGUUCCAGGAGCCCCCAGGGCAUGGUUCACCUGGGAACACGUGUGUCUAUCCGCCAUCAAGCCUCAGAUGAUGCCGGCUGCCUGGGGUUUGGAAAGCAAGGCAAGGCUUGGCGCUCUCUGCAGGGGGACUCUUCUGGGGCUGUGCGUCUUCUCUUGGAGGUGGUGUCUUCUCUUGGGGCAUGUGGCGCUGUUGUUUGGUGGGGAAGGAGGCCCAUGGAGGGUUUGAAAAGGGGGGAUAGAUGGGAGCCGGUGCAGGGAACUCAGCAGAUGCUCGGCAGGUGCCUAUGGAGCGGUUCCAGAGGAAGGUGCUCUCGCCUGUGGGCUGUGCAUGUCCACCAUGCUGUGGAGGGGGCAUCUGAGUGACCCUGUCAGCAGAGAGCUGCGAUGUGAGUCCUCGGUUUCCUUGCAGGGUCCACAACGGCGGGCGAGCUGGCCUGACCUCCUGGCACUGGAGCUGUGCUGGCCUGGCUCCUUCUCCCUGAGGCCUGGAGCAUCCCUCAGUCUCUCAGAGGGGCUUGAUCGGGUGGUCUUCUUACCACCUGCCAGGCAUCUGAGCUAAGCCCCUCUCCACACCGGGGGUAUGCACAGUUUUGCCCUAAAAGGUAGUAGUUAAUAUUUCCCACCCUGUAGGCCUUCCAUUCGCUCAGCUGCUCUCUCUGCUGUCGUGGCGGGAAAGCAGCCAUAGCAGACACAGGAACGAGUUGGCACAGCUCACUGGCACUGGCGUACCAGUAAAGCUUGAUUUACCAAAGCAGGCAGCCCUGUUCUUGGUCACUGCCCUGGCGGCCACGGAGGGUGGGGCCCCUGCUACCCCUGUGGGGGUUUGCUGGGGCUGCCAUAACAAAGUACUGCAGACUGGGUGGCUUGAACAGCAGAAACUUGUUUCCUUAUGGUUCUGGAGGCUGGAAGUCCCAGAUCAAGGUGCUGGCAGGGUUGGUAUCUCCUGAGGUCUCUCUCCGUGGCUUGUAGCUGGCUGUCUUCACAUGGUCUUCCCUCUGCACGUCUGUGUCCUACUCCCCUUUUCUUAUAAGAUCCCCCGUCCUAUUGGAUCUUGGGCCCACCUAUAGGACCUCAUUUUUACUUUGUAAUACAGCCACAUUCUGAGGUGCUGGGGGUGAGGACCCCAAUGUGAUAAAUUUUGGGGGGACACACUGCAGCCCAUAACAACCCCUUUUUAUGGAUUAGGAAACGAGGCGGAGAGAACAAGGCUGAGCAGGGUGGUUGCUGUGUUCCUUACCGCCUUCCAGGGGUAUGCCUGGCCUGCCCCCCUCCCACAUCCUGCCCCACAGCUGGGCUGGAAGAGCUGAACACAGGCACUAGGGGACGGGAGUGUCACGAGGGCUUUCCUUGAGAAGGUGGCCGCGUUUGAGUUGGGAGUGCAUUCUGGGCAGAGGGACCAGCCAGGAAGAAGCCCUGAGUUUGGGGGUUCCAGGGAAGGAGGGCUGUUGGAGGUGAGGGAAGAGUUUGGCGUGGGCUGUAGGGGCCUUCUGGAUUCACCAGGAGAGAUGUGUGGGCCCCAGGCAGGGCUGGGGCAUGGUGGAGUGUGCCUGUUAGAAGGCUUCAUUCAACAGAGAGCUUACGCCGGGGCCCUGCUGUAGGCAGGGGGACACAGCCUCGUGGAGCUCACAUUCUGUUGAGAAAGUAAGUGACAGAAUGACAGAGUGUGACCAGGGCUGCAGAGAUGGUAGACAGGCGUCUGAGCCAGAAGUGGGGGGCGGCCUCUGAGUGCGUGGUGCCCACAGGAGGAAGGGCAAUCCAGACAGGGCCAGGAGGCGCGAAGGCCCAAGUGGGGCAGGGGCAGGAUGGAGGCUGAGGGUGUUUCUAGGGCAGUGGGGCGCUGUCGGGAGAUCUCAGCAAUGUCGGAAUCAGCUGUGUUAGAAGGCCACUUUGCUGGGUGGGGACAGCCCAUGGGGCGGGAAGCUGCAUGUCAGCGGCCAGCAGGGAAAGGGGUUCCCGGGGCCCCAGGAGAGAUGAGGGACACUUGCCUGGGGCAGGGGCUGCAGAGAGAGAGAGUGACUCAUGGUGAUGCGGGCACAUGGACUGGAGCACACUGGCCCCACACCCCCUCCCCCUCCUCCCUGAGGUGUCCCUGAGGCACGCCUGGCCCCCACUGCUCCCAGGUGGACAGCCUGGACUCGACAAGCUGCUGGGCAGGCCUCGCCUCACACCUCCCACCAGCACUGCCUGCCUCUCAGUGAAGAGACCAGAGGUGGGGCCACAGUUCUGGGAGCCAGGGAGGCCUUGGCUGCCCCCUUGCCUCAUCCUCAGACCAGGGAGGAGGCCAGCUGGACGAGGGGGCCUUGGGGAGGCAGUUCUUCAAGGCCAGCAGAACAAGCCAGCGAAGCUGUGGCCCGCACCCACACCCCCGCUCUCCCCAGCCCAGGGGAGGUCCGGGAAGAGGAGAGAGAGCUGCUGGCAGGGAGGACAGCUCAGGGAGCAUUUGGUGCUAGAGGGGCAACCUGAGGAUCUGGGCUCUGUCGUGAAUAGGAGAGGAGGGACCAAAGGUAAGGCUCUUCCAGUACAGAAGAUGGGGUGUGGGGACCACCCCAGUCCUUCACUUUGAGAAGUCAGUUGCUGUGGGGGAGAGAGGCCCUCAUUCCUGCUGUGCAGUGGACUCAGCGCUGCCCUUCUGUCCCGAGCCGAUGUGGCACACCCUGGGGCUUUGGCAGAGGUUUUCCGUGGGGGCCCCUUCCAUCUCACAGGCCCCUUGCUCACUGGGCCUCGUGGCUGACUGUGCAUUGGUUCGAGGCCACAAGGAGAGGCCGACAGAUGCCCCAGCUUGUGCCCGCCUCCCUCCACCCUUCUUGGUCGCUGUGAGUCGCAUCGGUUCCUGGGGCGGGCAGUGUGACCGAGACAGGCCGAAGUGGGCAUGCCCUCCAGCCUGCAGUUCCAUCUCCAGAAACGUCUCACAGAUUGACGCACACACGUGCACAGGGGUGUUGCUUGUGACAGUGACAGCCUGGACUCCCUUGCCAUGGCCGUGGGGCGGCGCGAGAGUCCAGUGAAGCCGAGGCCAAGGGCACUCGCCUCUGACCAUGGGAGGAUGAAAAAGCCAGGCACCAGGCUGCUUGUGUCUCCGAGUCCUUCUGUGCAAACCGCAGGGAGCCAGGGUCUGUGUUUCCUUGAACACGCAGAAGGAAACCGGCAGUAGUUAUGAGGGCAGGGGCAGGUUGGGUCCUCUAGGUUCCAGCGAUGGGUGGGGCGCGCACUGGCAGCACCUGGCCGCCCCAGACGUUCUGAUUCAGUGGGGAUGGGCGUGGGGAUUUCACCAUGCUCCUGGUGGGCCCCGACCUGGUCUCUUCUCUGUCCACUCUCCCACUCCGGGACCAUGUCACCAGUGACUUGCGUUCCUCAGGCCACUGCCCUGCGGCCUCCCACCAUGGGGGAUGCUGAGACGGAGCUGCAGCAGCAUUUGUACCUUAUGGCCGUCCGGCUGCUGGGUCCAGUGACAAGUAAAUAAACCUGCACAUCCAGGCGAGGGGCUGCAGGCCAGGUUCCCACCGGCCUGCACGUGCGCUGAGCACCCACUGUGCAUGGACGCUGUGGUGCAGGACACUGGGGUGGCCUCAGAGUGGGGCAGACCUGUGUUGUCCUCCCAAGGUGCACUGUCGUGCAUCGGUCACCUCGUCUGACCUUCUCCUCUUCCUCACUUCACAGAUAGGAAACCGAGGCGAGCUGGGGCCAAGGCGCUGGUCCUUGUCAAGGUCCCAGAGCUGAAAGUGGCAUAGGCAGGCUGUGGCCCCAGAGCCCUUAGAGACCCCUUGGGGCCCUCAGCAGUGUGGCCUGGGAAGUGGCAUGAGAGAGGAUGGUUCUGUAGCUGGGCAUCGGGGUGGACUG
Messenger RNA from Diceros bicornis minor, 13957 nucleotides. RefSeq names its product epidermal growth factor receptor pathway substrate 15 like 1 (gene EPS15L1). The transcript is spliced from 23 exons. Gene Ontology annotation, biological process: endocytosis; endosomal transport. Gene Ontology annotation, cellular component: clathrin coat of coated pit; cytoplasm; plasma membrane. Gene Ontology annotation, molecular function: calcium ion binding; cadherin binding. Bases 30 to 2498 code for a protein of 822 amino acids. Lineage: Eukaryota; Metazoa; Chordata; Mammalia; Perissodactyla; Rhinocerotidae. The record is from RefSeq and is a predicted model, not a curated record.